Humulus lupulus (European hop) is the source of this 1428-nucleotide messenger RNA. RefSeq lists its product as uncharacterized. The transcript is spliced from 3 exons. The record is from RefSeq and is a predicted model, not a curated record. Bases 198 to 998 code for a protein of 266 amino acids. NCBI's taxonomy places the organism in Eukaryota, Viridiplantae, Streptophyta, Magnoliopsida, Rosales, Cannabaceae.
CAAACCGCCUCGUGUUCUUACGUAAUCUCUCUUUCUCUCUCUGUCUUAGCUUAGCCCUAAUGGCUAAUUUGCAAUCUGCAAAGUUUUAAUUUUUCAAUUCAAAUUAGGCUUAUCUUUGUUUUGGGUCUUUGAAUUUUCAUUUAUUCCUUAAAAAAAAAAUCGAAAUUGAAGGGUAAAAGCGUGGGUUUGAGGAUCCAAUGGGUGGCCAUGGAGGUCUGAAUAUUCUUCCCCAGAAACGAUGGAAUGUGUACAACUUCGAUAACAGAGAGAAGGUCCGCAAAGAUGAAGAAGCCGCCGCUAAAGAAGAGCAGCUCAAGCGCGAGCAAUCUCGAAAACGCGAUACCGAAUUUCGUAUCGAACAGCUCCGCACCGCUCGUGGCUUGGCUCCUCUCAUCCAACCCAGCGAAUCCAAACCCAAGGAGACCGAACCCAAGGAAACCGAACCCAAGGAAUCUGAACCUAAGUCCGCUCACAUUAAUCUCUUUGAGGGAAUCAGGAUUUUUGAUCCCAUUAAAGGAGGGUUAGAGAAGGAGAAGAAGGGUGACACUGAAAAAAUUGAUGGGUUUAAUAAGAAGUUGAGGAGGAUGAUAAAGAAAGAGGAGCCUAAGGUUGUGACUGCGGAGGAUGAGAAGUACAGGUUGGGUUAUGGCCUUGCUGGGAAAGGAGUAAAGUUGCCUUGGUAUCUUGAGAAACCAAGUGAGAAUGUGAGUGGUGAGGGAGCAAGGGACUGUAAUGGGUUUUCUUCUGAUGAAGAAGAAGAGGGGAAGAAGAAGGGAAAGAAGACUUUGCAAGAGUUGAGGGAAGAACGGCUUAGAAGAGAAAAGCGGGAGAAGGAAAGAGAACGUGCUUUGGUAAUGGAGAAAAGCCAUAGGAGUAUUAGAGAUGGAGCUAAUCCCAGGCAUAGAAACUUCUCUUCAACCAGUGACAGAGAUAGAGAUAGGGACAGAGACAAAUACAAUCCCAGCCCCAAGCGUAGGAAGUUUUCCGGGAGGGUGUGACGAAACCAGGAUAACGGUGCAGGCUGUAGUUUCUUCAGUCCGGAAAACCCGAGUCCACUCCAUGGAUAAGGAGCAACUGCAUUUCUUGAUGAAGUUGGCAGAAAUUUGUACAUUUGACCACCCUUUAUGUGAUACGUACAUUGGGCAAUUUGCAGCCCUUCGUUUAUGAAGAAAUAAUGGAAGAAGAUGAAGAAUGCGUCUGGUGAAUUUUGUUCAAUUACUCUGGCUGCUGCUGACUCUUUGGAUUGGAGUAUUACCUAUCUUGAAUUACCAUCUUUUUGUUAUUUUAUGUUCACUGAAACUAUUUGUACCUUUGAAUUUGACUGCCGUGUGGCUCAUCGGUUCUUGUAUAGCCAAAUGCUUUGUUCAUCAAUUCACAGAUCAGAAAAUUAAAUAUAAAUACAGUUCAAUACCUUGUUACUUGACUUAA